CAAUCGCGUUUUCCCGUCAGAUGUCAGACUGUUAUCACCUGUGGUGGGGAGCCUAAGCUGUGGUUAUGCCACCAUACUGUGGUGGUGCAUGUGUUGUGUGUUGCAAGGGCGUGUUGUGUGCAUGAGUGUGCGCUGGUUCGGCGCCAAGUGCGGGGAGUCGGUCCACCGCUGGUGUGCGGCGGCGACGCCACUGGAGCCCGAUGGACGAGUCAUCCUCUCCCGAAUGUGGCUUGCCGGCAAAGUAUCAGAAACUCGCCUACGAGUACUCCAAGCUACGUGCGCAAGCUCAGGUCCUGAAGAAGGCCGUAGCAGAUGAGCAGGCCAGGAAUGCCGAGUUCAAGGAUGCCCUGAAGGACAAAGAGCAGGCAAUGCGAAAGCUGCUGCAAGAAGUUGAAAGCCUCAAUUUUUGCAACCAACAGCUGACAAAACGCGUCGGCUUCCUCCAAGAAGAACUCGAAGAAGAUCGCUCAAAGAAGAACAAGCAGAAGAAACAGCAUGCUUCUUCGAUGCACCAGGGUGUCAUUGAUGCCGAGCUGCAGAGUCGCAUUGAAGAGAAUGAGAAACUGCACUUACAGGUGUCAGCAGCAGAGCUGGAACAUAGGCAGACAGUUGAAAAGCUGGAGGCGAAGCUUGAAGAGGUGCACCAGGUGCUUGCCACACACGAGGAUCAACUCAGCGAUGCUGUUGCUAAACGGGAGGAACAGAUUAACAGGCUCACUCAGGAAAGAGCUAAGCUGGAGCUGAAAUUGAAGUCGUGUGAAAAGGAGCUGAAAGAAGUAUCUAUGAAGAACGAACUGAGUGAAUCCAAGCUGGCUGAGUUGACGGUGAGGCUUGAAAGAGAGCUACAGGAGGCCAAGACCACUAUUGAACAAAAUGUUCACUUCAGAGAUGCAGGUGACGGUCGUGCCCCGGGGAUGGAUGUGCCCGUGACGUGGCAUUCGCACGAGAGUAAUGUGCGUGCCCUGCUCUGGCAAUUGGCGGAGCUGGUGCCCGAGCUGAGCCAGGCCCUGUCCACGCUGCACACGUAUGCCGAGCAGCGAGUGCGCCUCCUCCUCACUGGUGCCAUCUGCGGGCUGGACCCACAACUGGCACAGGGCCCGCUACAGGUGUUUGCCCAGCACCUGCAUGGCAACGUGGCAUACCUGCAGCCCAUUGAAGAGGCUUACCAGGCUUACUUUGACACCAUUUGCCAACAAGAAUUGUACAUCUUGGAUGGUGGCCCCCCACUGUCGCCCUUGUCGGCAGCGCUUUGCAGAUAUGUCUCUUACCUGCACAAGCUUCUGCCAUACGCUGUGCUCAGCUUGAGGGCCAGCUCGCCAACUUCAGAGGCCAAAUGUCAUGAGCUGCGAGCAAAGCUCGAGUACGUUGUCAACCGUGUGGUCGUGAAAUUCGACAAGAUGAGCCGGUACCUGCUGUUGCUUUCAACAAAGGGUUGUGAGCCUGGUUCGAAGGCGUGUUGUUGCGCUGGGUACCUGGCUGUCGUCGGAAAGCUGGUUGGCAUCACCAAAUGCCUCUGGGAAGAUUUCGAAGAUGUCAAGAGGCAGCUAAGUUCUCUCAUGCUUUUUGAGCAUGAGCUACCCACUGUGCCCCUGGAGGCCCAGACUACCGACGACUGCCUGGUCAGCAGCCUAGCAUCGGUUGCUAACUGCUGCAAGAAGCUGUCACGAGCACUCGAGGCCAAAGUGCUGCUGUCCAAGGAGGCGUACCAGUGCAGGGGCUCCCGCACCAAGCCCUCCCUGUGCAAGUCGCACCUGGGACCACAUGCAGCACUUCUCAGGCAGAGGGGCACAGCGUACCUCAGGACGUGCCAGCUGUACACGAGAAGCCCGGAAUGUGUACCGUAUGGCAUUGCCAUUGAGAAUUCCGGAGCCCUCCAGAGCCACGUGGAAAAUAAGGAGUCCUUUGCCCAGCAGCUUGAAAGCCUGAAGAGCAAAGUUUGGAAGCUUGAGGAGGAGAAGGAGCACUGGAUGCUGGAAUGGCAGCUACUGCAAGCCAAGUACGAGAGGCAGGCAAAAACCAUGUUGCCGGUGUCUGGGCAAAGCCAGGGUGAAGGUGAUGGUCACGACGGCCAGCUGAUAAUGGAUCACUUCAAGGCACGCAUCAAGGAGAUGAUCCGGCAGAACCAACUGGCUGAUAGCAAGGCUGUCUACUACUACUCCGAGUGCAAGGCUCUUCAGAAGAGGCUCCACUUGGCAGAACAGCACCAGCUGGAGCUUGAGAAGCAGCUCCAGGACAAGCAGCUGGCACUACAGCAACUGAAGGAUGAGAUGCGUUCGACGGCGCACAGUUACGAGGACCAGCUGAGCACAAUGAGUGAGCACCUCGCCAGCAUGAACGAGAAGCUGACUCAGCAGAAGGAUGAGAUCGAUGCCUUACGCCACAGUUCGUCCUCGACCAAGUUUGGGGGGAAAAAGCUGAAGCCAAAGUGAAGAGCAUUGCCUGGAUGCAAGAAAAACGUGUUGGCUCCAAAGAGGAUUUAUCAAAGCGCUGUAAGAGGCAUUCCAGACCACACCUUGAGGGGGAAGGGACUUGCUUGAAAUAGUUGCCUGCGCAGUCCCCACCUGAUGUCCAAACUAUGGCCAUUCCAGUGUUGUUCUGAUGGCAUAACAAAGCUUGAAAGAAUAAAUGCUCCGGGUGUCUCGUUU
Messenger RNA from Rhipicephalus sanguineus (brown dog tick), 2645 nucleotides. RefSeq names its product protein phosphatase 1 regulatory subunit 21. Gene Ontology annotation, cellular component: early endosome; membrane. NCBI's taxonomy places the organism in Eukaryota, Metazoa, Arthropoda, Arachnida, Ixodida, Ixodidae. Bases 201 to 2429 code for a protein of 742 amino acids. The transcript has 22 exons. The record is from RefSeq and is a predicted model, not a curated record.